CUGUGCGAGGUGCGGACUAGCCGCUAUAAGAGGGACGCCGUGCGUCGCGACGCCAUCAGAACACCUGCCGCGCUCGGACCGAGCUCGCCGCAACCCCCACGAUCUCUUGCGCCGCCACUUCGAUCUCUCCGCAACGAUCGAAAGGCGAGGGAGGCCGCCGGUCCUGCCGCGAGGGAGAGGCUCCAGUUCUUACUCGGCUCGCGUUGUCGCCUGUUUCCCUUUCUUCCCGAUCUCGCCGUCGGUGAGAGAUGUUCUCCAAGUCAACAUCAACGUCGAUCUUUCUGAUCAUCGUCCUCGUCGUCGUCAUCGGCGCGACGUUUCACGUUGCGAGAGCAGCGAUCGGCAACGAUCAUCGUCAUCAACAGUUAUCAAAUGAAGCAGUUACCAAUAUCUUGAAUUACGAAACGGGAGCGAAGGCUUCAUUCGAGGUACCGCGUGAACACUACCGGCCGAUUACAGACUGUAUGUUUGUUACGUCAGAAAGCGGACCGUUCUCUUAUAUAUCGCCGACCGAUGAUGACAACGUUUGUGGAAUAUAUUUUUUGACCGAUCCCGAUCGUGUAGUAGAAAUACAUUUCCACAGCUUCGACGUUCCCUGCGAUCAUCGUGGACUUCUGGCAGUAAUCGACGGCUGGGAAUUGAACGGCGAAAUAUUUCCGAGCGAGAGCGACCAUUCAUUAUCGAUGAAGGAAAGGACGAGCGAAUUCUGCGGCAAGAACAGAUGGUACAGGAGAACUUUCACAAGUUCGCAGAACGCUGCACUUGUUCAAUAUAGAGUACCUCUACGUGGGAAAGGCUUUAUCGUAUCCGCGAGAUAUCCAAAAAAUCCAAGACCCUGCAACGUCUUGUCGGUCAGCACGACGGAUCCAUUCACGCUUCGCAAUUAUGGCAGACGGAUUAAUUGCACCCUCGUGGCAGUGUAUCCCGGUGCUGUACAAAUAAUUGCCCUCGGAAUUGGCAGUAGCAGCUCGCACGGCGUCGUACGCACAACCGAAACCGGCACUUUACGUAAAUGCGACGCGAGGAGUCCGCGGGAUCAAGUGCAGAUUGGAGGCAGCCGCGGUCUCGACACGACGAAACUCGACGUAAUUGACUCCAUUUGCGGCAUUGAUUCCAAACCCGAUAUAAAGGAGCUCGUGGCGUACGACAUAACAGCGGUACGGCUGUUAUCGAGCGGCUACUACGAUAACUCGGUGACGGUGGCAAUAAGUCCAAUUGUAGACGACAGUCUACUGGAUUCCACUUCCGGUCUUUAAAGCGACUGCAAUCUCGUCAUCGUCCGUCGCACUCGCUGGCGCGUCCAUUCUCGGUGCAUUUAUCUCGGAACAUGCGGACGCAAACAUUGGGUUGUGCAAAACAUAGGCGUGUCCCUCCGAUAGUUUGCCCAUUAUUUAUCUAUUUGUUUUACACAUGCUAAAAGAUAGCGUAGAACGUUGCGUAUAUGUGAGCGAAAGAAAAAAGCUGAUUGUGAGUUCUUUCAAAGACUGAUUAUUCCAAUUAUAUUCUCUUCUCGCAUUCUUCUUCUUCUUCUUCUGCUUCAUCAACGGCAGCGUUCUCUUUCGUCAUGCUUCUCUCGCAAUAAUUUUUUUAUAAUUAUAAAAAUUAUAAUAUAAUGCUUGAUAUUUAUUUUGUCGCUACAUUUAAUUGAUUCUCACAUCGUUAAAGCAUUAACGUUUAAAUAAUAAUUUCGCAGUUUCGUUAAAUGCGAACGCAGAUACAAAUCAUAUACUCAACCUUUUUAUUUUAUAUUGAAUCAGGAAAUGGAGUAUUUUAUGACCUGCAUUAUAAUUUCUACAUUAGUAUUGUUAGAAAUUGCUUUCUGACUAAGAGUGAAUGUGUUUCAAAUGAAACAAACGUGAAGCGGUAGACAGCUUAAAAUGUAUAUUUGUAUUUAUUUAAGUUAAUAAACAGUCGAAAGUAGAUAUAUUUAUCGCUUAAUAGAUAUUCUCGACCGUUUCUUCGGUUAGAAACGAUUAUGUACGACAGCAGCUUUAGACAAAUAAAUUUGUGUUAAUUGCAUUAAAUUUGACAAACAAAAAUAUUUUGUACAAAAAGUUACAUGUAGAGAUAAUAAAUUAAAUUGACGAGAUAUCCAAGUGUAAUACAAAGACAUGAUAUUUAAAAUAUUUUUCAUCCAAGGCGUCCAAUUUCGGGCAAUUAAACAUGGCGUUUAAUUUGUAUUUAUUCCUAUUGUUGACCAAUAAAAUUCUCACCGAGUAUUCAGCAA
This is a messenger RNA of Vollenhovia emeryi, 2227 nucleotides long. RefSeq names its product corticotropin-releasing factor-binding protein (gene crh-BP). The record is from RefSeq and is a predicted model, not a curated record. Gene Ontology annotation, molecular function: corticotropin-releasing hormone binding. Gene Ontology annotation, biological process: hormone-mediated signaling pathway; negative regulation of corticotropin secretion; negative regulation of corticotropin-releasing hormone receptor activity. The transcript has 7 exons. NCBI's taxonomy places the organism in Eukaryota, Metazoa, Arthropoda, Insecta, Hymenoptera, Formicidae. The coding region runs from base 249 to 1256 and encodes 335 amino acids.